AUGCAGGAUGAAGAUGGAUACAUCACCUUAAAUGUUAAAACUCGAAAACCAGUUCUCAGCUCAGUUGACUCUGCUUCCUCCUCCUGGUGGCCUGUGAUAGCAUUGAUUCUGCUGAUCCUAUGCAUGGGAAUGGUUGUUGGACUGACUGCUCUAGGGAUUAUGUCUGUAACACAGCAAAAUUACCUACAAGUUGAGAAUGAAAAUCUCUCAGGAAUGCUUCAUCAAUUAGCAAAGCGCUUCUGCCAAUAUUUAAUAAAACAAUCAGAACAAAAGAACAAUUUCGGUAACCAUAAAUGCAGCCCCUGUGACACAAACUGGAGAUAUUAUGGAGAUAGUUGCUAUGGAUUCUUCAAGCGCAACUUGACAUGGGAAGAGAGUAAGCAGUUCUGCACUGGCAUGAAUGCUACUCUCCUGAAGAUUGCCGACCAGAACAUUCUGGAAUACAUCAAAACCAGAACUAGUUUAAUUCGUUGGGUUGGAUUAUCCCGCCAAAACUCUAAUGAGGUCUGGAUGUGGGAAGAUGGCUCAGUUCUCUCCAAAAAUAUGUUUGAAUUUUCUGGAGAUGGAAGAGAAAAUAUGAAUUGUGCUUAUUUUUAUAAUGGAAAAAUCCACCCCACCUCCUGUAAGGACAAACAUUUUUUAAUGUGUGAGAGGAAGGCUGGCAUGACAAAGGUGGACCAACUACUUUAACACAAAGAGAUGAGCAGGAUAUCACAGAAAAGAGCUUGAUUGUACAAUAAAAGAUCUAGAUGAA
This is a messenger RNA of Carlito syrichta (Philippine tarsier), 754 nucleotides long. RefSeq names its product C-type lectin domain family 1 member B. The coding region runs from base 1 to 690 and encodes 229 amino acids. The record is from RefSeq and is a predicted model, not a curated record. Lineage: Eukaryota; Metazoa; Chordata; Mammalia; Primates; Tarsiidae. The transcript is spliced from 6 exons.